Molecule: messenger RNA, 1740 nt
Organism: Hippocampus comes (tiger tail seahorse)
Lineage: Eukaryota; Metazoa; Chordata; Actinopteri; Syngnathiformes; Syngnathidae
Product: sia-alpha-2,3-Gal-beta-1,4-GlcNAc-R:alpha 2,8-sialyltransferase-like
Exons: 4
Coding region: 406-1518 (370 amino acids)
Biological process (GO): oligosaccharide metabolic process; N-glycan processing
Molecular function (GO): alpha-N-acetylneuraminate alpha-2,8-sialyltransferase activity
Source: RefSeq, a predicted model, not a curated record
ACUGUCGUGGGCGGUAAAUUCUCUCUAUAAAUCAUAAUUAAUGUGCCCAAGCCGCCCACUCCCGUGAUGUUAUUGGACAAGCUUUUCUGCGCGCGCGUGCGUGUGAGUGUACGUGUGUGCGCGCGCGCACUCGGGCUCCAUCUCCUUGAUGAAGCCCGCGGGAGGAGAAGGAAGGAGGAAGGCGGUACGAGCGGGGAUGACAACCAACCGAGCUCCAUCCCUGCCACCACCAUCCUCCUCACCAUGCAUCCGCAAAAUGGCACCCGCGGCCGGCGAUGAACCGCCGCCACCAGCUGUAGAAGAAGCGGGAGCGGCAGCCGCGCCGGCGAUGCGGACACUCGGCCGGAUUACGACGACGACGACGACGACGACCGCAGUGUGAGUGAGGCCGCUCUCCUCGCCAAGAUGGUCCGCGCGGCCCGCGCCCUGGGUCUGAUCAUCCUGUGCGUGGCGGUGCUCAUCCUGUCGCUCAUCAGCUACGUGUCCCUGCGGAAGGACAGCCUCUUCGGGACGCCCGUCGGGGGGCCCCGGAUCAUGUUCCACGCGGGCUUCCGAUCGCAGUUCGCCAUGAAUUUCCUGGACCCUUCUUUCAUCCCGCUGACCAACGCCCUGAAUGAGGAGCUACAGGGGAAGCCGCCCAAGUGGAAAUUCAACAAGACUGCCUUCUUCCAGCAGAGGAAGGACAUCUUCAACUUCAUCGACAUUCCGCACAACUUCUCUCUGACCAAAAGCAGCGUCCGCGUGGGCCAGCUGAUGCACUUCGAUUACUCCAGCCACAAGUACGUCUUCUCCAUCAGCAACAACUUCAAGUCCCUGCUACCCGACGCCUCGCCCAUCCUGGACAAGCACUACGGCACGUGCGCCGUGGUGGGCAACAGCGGCAUCCUGACGGGCAGCCACUGCGGCUCCGAGAUCGACCGCGCCGACUUCGUCUUUCGCUGCAACUUCGCCCCGACCGAGGUGUACGCCAAAGACGUGGGUCGCAAGACCAACCUGACCACCUUCAACCCCAGCAUCCUGGAGAGGUACUACAACAACCUGCUGACCAUCCAGGACCGAAACAACUUCUUCCUGCACCUGAAGAAGCUGGAGGGCGCCAUCCUGUGGAUCCCGGCCUUCUUCUUGCAUACGUCGGCUACCGUCACGCGUACCCUGGUGGACUUCUUUGUGGAGCACAAGGGCCAGCUCAAGGUGGAGCUGGCCUGGCCCGGAAACAUCAUGCACGACGUCAACAAAUACUGGAAGACAAAGAACCUUUCCCCCAAGCGCCUGAGUACUGGCAUUCUCAUGUACACGCUGGCGUCGGCCAUGUGUGAUGAGAUCCACCUGUACGGUUUCUGGCCCUUCGGCUGGGACCCCAACACGGGCAAGGACCUGCCCUACCACUACUACGACAAGAAGGGCACCAAGUUCACCACAAAAUGGCAGGAGACCCACCAGCUACCCAGCGAGUUCAAGCUGCUCUACCGGCUGCACCGCGACGGCGUCACCAAGCUCAGCCUGACGCAUUGCACGUAGAUGGGGGGGCAGCCGCCACGGGGAGGGGGUUUGCGUAUGAUGCCGCGCCCUGAUCCAACAUGCCGUGCUCUCAUUCCACAUGUCCGUCUCGCUCGGUUUGAGUAUUUUGGUGUUAAGUAUUCCAGUCAGACGCCUCAAUGGCGCUCCUUCGGCAUGCCUGCUGGCAGUGGCAAACACAGUGGAACCUCCACAAAGACAAAAUAGAGCCCAACCCUCGAAUUU